AUGUCAAAUUAAUAAUCAGGUAAUGAGAAAUCUAGAAGCAAAUCCUAAAAACUAUAAACCAUGAAAGUGAAUGAUAAAAAUUAUAUAUUAUUGGAUAAGUAUUUCUACAACCCUGAUGAUGUGAUUGGAGAAGGGGCAUUUGGCAAAGUCUAUCGUGGAUUCAAUUUCUAGGCACAAAAUAAAGAAAAUGACAAGGAAUGUGCAAUCAAGAAGAUGGAGCUUCCAGAAAAUAUGGCAUUAAUGAGUGAUAGAGAGAAGAUGACUUUAGAUGCCGUCAGAAAAGAGAUUUGUGCUUUAAAAUUGCUAAAACAUCCCAAUAUUGUAAAACUUUAUGAUGUUAAGAAAUUACAACAUGUUAUUUACAUGGUUAUGGAACUUUGUAAUGAAAAGUCACUAUCUGAAUUCAUUAAAGAAAAUAAAGAGAUCACCGAACCAGAGAUAAGGUACAAGUUUGGAGAAAUCCUUAAUGGAUUUAAAUAUCUCAGGAGUAAACAAAUCAUCCAUCGAGACGUGAAACCUGAAAAUAUCCUAAUAAGAAAAGGAGUCUUAAAAAUAGCAGACUUUGGAUUUGCCAAACAACAUAACUCAAAAACCCAAUUGCACUCUUAUCUAGGAACGAGAGCCACUAUUGCUCCCUAAGUUAUUUUAGGCGAUUAUACUGAUAAAUGCGAUAUUUGGAGUUUAGGAGCCACUCUAUAUUUUAUGUGCUUUAAGAAAUAUCCUUACAAAGAAUUCUAUGCAAGUGAAAUCAAAUUAAUGGAAUUAAUGAAAAGAGAUUUUAUUGAAUUUCCAAAAACUGGUAUGCAAGUUUCAUAGCCUUUAUAAUAAAUUAUUGUUUAAAUGAUGAGAUAUAGAGAAGAAGACAGAAUAGAUUGGAGCGAUUUAUUUGCCUGUCCUUUAUUUCAAAAUAAAUUAUUAAAAGAAAUGGGAUUAAACAUUUUUGAGUAUCAUGAACCUUAAGAUGAUUCAGUAGAUAUUAAUGAUGUUAAAAUAGACGAUUUUGAUUUUGAAAUGAAUGAUCAUUCAGAAUAAGAAAUAGAAAGAAUCUAUGAAAAUGCAAAUGUGGUAAUUGAUUAGGCUGAAAAACAAAGAAAAAAUGAAGAUAUCUUCUCGAAAUUGAUUAGCAGACUAACUUUUGAAAAGGGUAAAUGUAUGUUCCUUAGAUUAUUAUCUCAAAGAGUUAAAGAAUAUGAAUUAACCUUAGCUAAUAAAUUAAUUUUUGAAAGAAGCAAAGUGGAUAUUUCAGAUCAUCUAAAAUCACUGAGAUUUGGAUUGAAUAAAUUUGAACUUAUAAUCAAUAGAGGAUUAGUGGAAUGGAUGGAAGUUAAUAAAAACUUCAAAUACUAUUGUUGUUGGGAUAUUAAUAAUCCAAUAGGCGUUAAUGAUACGGAUUGGGAAAACUUCUUAACUGAAGGAUUGGACAGAGAGAAAAUUAAAAAAGCACUUGAGAAAGACCUAAAUAUCACUUAACAAUAUGUCUACAGUGCUUCAUAAGACCAAUUAUAGUAGUUUUAAUCUAUGAAUGAGAAAGCAUUUUAAAAAUUGAAUGUUAAUAAAGAAUUCAUGAGUUCAAAUUUUGAGUGCAAUAAGAAUUUUUUUAAAGUUCUUUAUGAUCUAAGUUUAGGGUUAGCUCGAUUACUUUUCCCAGAAAUUGUGAAAAUUAGAAAUAAUCUGGAUUCCCUUCAUAAGGUUCUUCCAACAUUAGUUCUCGUUGAUGAUCUAUUCAUAUUAUUAACUCUUGACUCAGUAUUCUCACAUACUGAUUCUAGUUCAAUGAAUUAUACAGCAUUUUUUGAAUUGAGAAAAAAGAACUAUUCAGAAGAUUAAGUCAUGUAUAAGACUAUGUAUCAAAGAGUGAUGAGAGCAUAUGAAGUAUUUUUCGAAUGA
Messenger RNA from Paramecium tetraurelia, 1887 nucleotides. RefSeq lists its product as uncharacterized. Gene Ontology annotation, cellular component: autophagosome; cytoplasm. The record is from RefSeq and is a predicted model, not a curated record. Gene Ontology annotation, biological process: autophagy; peptidyl-serine phosphorylation; protein autophosphorylation. Gene Ontology annotation, molecular function: ATP binding; protein serine/threonine kinase activity. The transcript has 4 exons. NCBI's taxonomy places the organism in Eukaryota, Ciliophora, Oligohymenophorea, Peniculida, Parameciidae.